GAACCAAAAGGCAGGGCGAUGAUAAGCGGUCGCAACAAAAGCAAAGGAAACCAAAAUCGAAACGUCAGAGCUGAAGACGUGUAGUGUUUUCAUCAUCACGAAUUUCGCAUCCAAUUUCCCGUUAAAAUUUGGUGUCGAAAAAUUGCGAUAAUUAAAUUUAUGAUUUUCGUAUUGUAGAACUCCAAGUGUUGAGGCUCAACAUGUUGAAAGCAAUAAUCCUUAUUGGUGGACCGGAAAAGGGCACUCGGUUCCGCCCAUUGUCAUUGGACACCCCAAAGCCGUUGUUCCCCAUCGCGGGAAAACCGGUCAUUCAACACCAUGUCGAGGCCUGCGUUCGCAUCAAGGAGCUCAAGGAGAUUCUGAUCCUGGGCUUCUAUCCGGCCUCGCAGAUGCAACAGUUUGUUAGCAAUAUGCAGAAUCUCUACGACGUGAACAUCCGAUAUCUGCAGGAGUUUACGUCGCUGGGAACGGCCGGCGGUAUGUACCACUUCCGGGACCAGAUCCGCUCCGGGAAUCCGAGUGCAUUCUUUGUACUGAACGGGGAUGUAUGUGCAGAUUUUCCUCUGCAGAAGUUGUACGAUUUUCACGUCAGCAAGGGGGAGAAGGCGCUGGUAUCCAUUAUGGGAACGGAAGCAACCCGCCAGCAAGCGGUUCACUACGGAUGUCUGGUGCUAGGAAACGACGAGGAAGUGACCCAUUACGUGGAGAAGCCUCGCACCUACGUCUCGACCCUGAUCAACUGUGGCGUGUACGUGUGCUCGAUGGAGCUGUUCUCCCGGAUGGGAAACGUCUUCCAUUCGAAACAGUUGGAUUACAACUCGUUGAACAACGGCAACGGAAAGGAUCUGGGUCACAUUCAGCUGGAACAGGAAAUUCUCACGCCACUGGCAGGGACGGGGCUGAUGUAUGCCCUGCCGGUGAGCAACUGGUGGUCGCAGAUCAAGACUGCCGGAUCGGCCAUCUACGCUAACCGGCACUACUUGGCACUGUACAAAAAUACGCAUCCGGAACGAUUGGCCAAUGCUGGACUUAAGACGUCUGAAAACAGUAACGGAAGCCUGGUGUGUAAUAUCAUUCCGGAUGUGCAUAUCCAUCCCACGGCGUCGGUGCACCCAACAGCCACGCUUGGACCAAAUGUAUCCGUCGGACCCGGAGUAGUCAUCGGUCCGGGGGUUCGCAUCCGCGAAUCGAUAAUCCUGGAGAAUGCUGUCAUCAAGGAUCACACACUCGUCUUGCAUAGCAUCAUUGGGCGCAGUUCGCAGAUUGGUAUGUGGGCCCGUGUCGAGGGCACUCCCAGCGAUCCGGAUCCGAACAAGCCAUUUGCCAAGAUGGAUAACCCGCCGUUGUUCAACAACGACGGGCGCCUCAAUCCGUCGAUCACGAUCCUGGGUUACUCGGUGAGCGUCCCCUCGGAGAUGGUGCUGCUCAACUCGAUCGUCCUGCCGCACAAGGAAUUGAGCCGAAGUUUCAAGAACGAGAUCAUCCUGUAACGUGGGUCACCGUUUUUCCGUUUCGAUGAUGAUGUAAUUUUGUUCUGUUCUGUUUUAAUCGGUAUAUGAUAGUUUAGAAACGAAAAUUGCUAUUAAUCCCAAUUCAAGUUUGUGCCAGUUAUGCUUAAUAAAGAUGGAUUUUAAAUAUAAAGGA
This is a messenger RNA of Aedes aegypti (yellow fever mosquito), 1644 nucleotides long. RefSeq names its product mannose-1-phosphate guanyltransferase alpha-A (gene Gmppa). Bases 201 to 1490 code for a protein of 429 amino acids. Gene Ontology annotation, biological process: biosynthetic process. The transcript is spliced from 5 exons. Lineage: Eukaryota; Metazoa; Arthropoda; Insecta; Diptera; Culicidae. The record is from RefSeq and is a predicted model, not a curated record. Gene Ontology annotation, cellular component: cytoplasm.